ACGAAAUCCACCAAUCAAGGUAGGGUGACAAUAUUUAAACGUGCAGCGAGGCCAACUGCUGUAUACUGCGUACCACUGGCACAAACUGUACAACUAGUAUUUAUCUGGAUUAUUCGGUUCAGGUUCAGUUGCAAAACAGAUCUGCCAUUGAGUUUAUUUCGUACAUCAAUAUGGAGAGCCCAUUGCCACAAAUAAUGGAGAGUGCUGAUUCGGAAUACAGACAGCCUAAAGACAGGUUAGUCAGCAUACUUGAUCAAAUGGAACUCAGAGUUGAACAAUUGAGACGUGACGCUAUAAAGCUGGAGGAGGAAAAGGAUACCAUGCUAACAACACUCGAUACCCUAAAAAAUAAUGAAGUACUGGGAUUCCUACAAGAGCCUGAUAAAGACGAUGUUUUGCGGUAUGCCGAUCGACUUACUUCAAGAUGUCUCACUAUCGACGUAAUGGUGAAAGUACAACGUGAUUCGAUUCAAGAAGAUGCCCUGCAUCAGGUCAAUGGGCUAAUUGACAGUUUAGUGAUGAAUUUGAAAACUGAUUUAACAUCGACCCGUCAGCGUUGUACUGCAUUUAUGAACGCCUGCUCCUCCCAAUCCAAUGGCCACUCAGACAAGAUCUUCGAGUCUGUUAUCCUUGGGUGCACCCUGGAUGACCAAAAGCGCGUUAAAAAGAGGCUUCAAGGAUUACUCGAUUACAUCGACAAAAUGAACACAAUUGAAAUGCAAUGAGAAUCAAUGCUCUCCUCCAUCGAUGAUUGUGCCUGGCGCAUACAGAACACAUGCAAUGCAUUCGAUAGUUUGAAAUAACUGAAACUACUAGACCGGUACUGCAGUUUAAUCAAAUGAUUACGAUCAUUUCGAUAUCUCAAAAGUAAGCAGAAUUUUUUAAAUACCCACGAUGUAUGCACACCAGGCAUACGGGUUAGUCCUUCGAACGAGACUCGGCAUUUUGAGAUGAUAAGGAGAAAUCCCGUUGAAAAUGAUUAUUACUAGAUUAUGAGUAACAUCAAUGUGCGUGCUUGUCUUUUUGAAAUUUCAUUUAGUUUUCCAUUAAUACCCAUGUAAAGCUAAUUAUAGGAAUUCAGUGAAAAAAGCUUCGCCUAGUGACAUACGCAUAAUACAUUAAAAUAAGCUAUUAAUGUAGGCGCAGCUAUAAAUUAAGGAUUGAGUCCACAACUUUUCAGAAUUUCUUUCUUAGCCCUUUCAUGAUUAAAUGCCCACAGCUCAUUAUCUUUCUAAUAUUUCUCCCUGAUUAUAAAGGAAACAUUGCAAAUCCAAUUGUUAUUCCAUUUUCUUGUGAUAAGUUGAAAUAAAAAUUAAAACUAUGGAACACUAAUAACCCAAA
Diachasmimorpha longicaudata is the source of this 1341-nucleotide messenger RNA. RefSeq names its product BAG family molecular chaperone regulator 2. Bases 171 to 725 code for a protein of 184 amino acids. The record is from RefSeq and is a predicted model, not a curated record. The transcript is spliced from 4 exons. Gene Ontology annotation, molecular function: adenyl-nucleotide exchange factor activity; protein-folding chaperone binding. Gene Ontology annotation, biological process: protein stabilization. Lineage: Eukaryota; Metazoa; Arthropoda; Insecta; Hymenoptera; Braconidae.